Paracoccidioides brasiliensis Pb18 is the source of this 2655-nucleotide messenger RNA. RefSeq lists its product as uncharacterized. The coding region runs from base 1 to 2655 and encodes 884 amino acids. Gene Ontology annotation, cellular component: membrane. Gene Ontology annotation, molecular function: metal ion transmembrane transporter activity. Gene Ontology annotation, biological process: transmembrane transport; metal ion transport. The record is from RefSeq and is a predicted model, not a curated record. The transcript has 7 exons.
AUGAGCAAUCCCACGAGAGCGUUAACGACUUCUGGAAAUCUCGCCGAGGUAACCCUAUCGAAUAAAUACACGUCCAUAUUCCUCGUCGUAGUGUAUGAUACUAUGUUUGCUAAUCCCAACCAGGCCAAUCCCCCUGACUUUUCAGACAUUUGGAAAGUCAUCCUUCAACCCGGCGCAGCAGAGGAUGAGCAGUUUGUAAGAAAAUACUACAAAGGGCGCGGAUCCCUCUCCAUUCAAAAUCUGCUCACGCAGCCUCGUCCGUGGAUGUCGUGGAGCUACAGAGCUGCCUAUCGAAAGCUUUUUGCGCUCUUAGAGCAGGCUUCAUUGGACUUCAAGUUACGCUGCCGGGUCAUGUUUGAGGAGUUGUCGGUGGAUAAUGAUCGAUAUCAGCCGCGACAUCUGGCUUACAAUGAAGGCCAUGCUCCUUUGUCUGUCAUAUUUGACGCCCUGAAGACGAUUCCAGCAACGGUGCCGGACGCAGAUCGUCCGGCGGAAAAGGUCAAGGGUACUGCGCAUGUUAAAAAGUUUGCUCGGAUACUACAUGUAACGGAUAUUUCGCCGCUGGUGCUCAAUUGUAUCUUUGGGACAUCUUCAAGUCUAGAUAUGAGUCACAUCGCGGCAUUUGUCGAUAGAAAUCUGAACAGUUUGAAUUGGGCGAAAGUGAAUCUGCUCCAGCUGCGAAACACGAGCUGGUCUUCAUACAUAUACGAAUACCAUUUUUCUUUCUAUUACGUCACCUUGGACUUUUUCGAACUGGGUACAGUGAAACCUGAUCCCCGCCAGAUUCGAAGGUCGUGUCCAUUCGGGAAGCGGAAGAGUACAAAGCAUCGUUAUAUACACGAAGAAACUGUUUCGUUCUUAUUAUGUGGUCAUUUCGACGAGGUAUUCACUUGUUACCAGUUAGGUGACACUUAUUUUAAACCUCGUUAUGCGAAAGAAACGGGCGCUCGGUUCUUUCGAUCUUAUGAUCCCGGUCAAUCCCCUGGCCAACUUCUACUGUAUUGGAUUGUUGUGGCUUUGUUUCAUGCAAGAUCAAGAUGGGAAAAUGCCAUCGAUGCGCUAGACGCGGAGAUGAAAUCGCCGCGCACCCUAGAGCAAACAAUCGCAACCUGGGAAACUUUCAAAAUCGAAUCCCUGCCCAAAAUUCAGGAUGGAAGGAUCAGUCCGGAAGAUUGGGAUGCUGGAGUCAGUAACAUCGAACAGGGAAUCGAACUCCUUAAACCCAAAAUAGCUCGCAUCCGACGCGGUAUACAGGAUGUAAGGGAUCUUCGAGAGGGGCUCCAAUCGACCGCUGCUGUAUUUGAUAGCCGAACUGCCGUUCGCCAGGGGGAAAACAUUCGCCUGUUAACAUACAUCACAUUGCUUUUCCUCCCCCUUUCCUUUGGCACGGGCAUUUUUAGUAUGCAAUUCAUCGAGUCCAACUCGAGCACGGUCAACGCCUUCGCCAUCACCUUACCUAUCAUCACAAUCGUCAGUGCUCUCGUAAUUUUCAACCUCAACGCACUCACUGCCUCAUUCGACUCUGCAGUCCGCAAAGCCACAUUCGGUCUUCGAGGAAGGAUGAAACUCCAUCACAGAAAAGAUUGGAAACAGAGAGCCCUCGCCCUGUAUCAAGAUGAUAUAAGUGCAGAGCCACCGGUACGAAAAGCUUCCAAACAGAGUAGCCAUUGGGUAUACAUACUUUUCUUGAUUGAGACUGCCACAAUUCUUUUACCUGUUUCCGAACUUGAUGCCGCACUGCGUUUUUACGGGAUUUUUGAUUCCAAAAGCGAGUGCGACCAAGACGAUGGCGAUGAUGAUAUCACAGACAAAGAAGAAGCUCGCUUACAUCUCCCUGGAAAUAAUAGACGAAAGGAAGUUCUAAGGAGGGUGAAAAGAGCCGCACAGCAAGCGGAGGAGCAGGAACAGAGACGCAGAGAGGAAGAGAAAGGGGCGGUAAUCGUAUUUUUCGGACGUUCCUAUCGUAACAGUCUUCAUGUAUCCCGGGCUCUAAUGGGUAUCAUUUUCAACUCCUUGAGGCUUCUUUUCAUACCGAUCUGGAUCGUCCUGCUCUCCACAGAGUACAUUUUGGUAUUAGCCGCCUUCACACUUUUAAGCAGAUCCCAUCCUCACCCCACCCAACCCAGUCCUAACCCACCAGCUCAUGCUGAAAAAUCACCACGUUCCCAUUCCUCUUUCGCGCACGCAUGGCGUUUGCUCGGGCUCAAUACCCUUACUGUCCCAAAUCGACCCCGUCUUUUCUGUCCCGACUCCUCAAGUUCCUCCGAAAUCUCCACCCCAGAUAACAACCUCCCACCAAUCCACAAUAAAGGGAAGUCACCAACAGCAACCAAAGACGUAGCCCUCCAACGACCACAGAUAGCAGUAGCUUCCCCGCCUACAUCUUCUAAAUCACACGGACUGCGUCACUCUACAAGACUCACAGUUCAAUUGGGACCCGAGAACGAUCCCAAAAGAGCAUCCUCAAUAAUAUCUCGAGAAGGAAAUAUGUCACCCCCUUCAUCACCCUCAUUUCCCGCAGCACCACUAACCGCAAAUGUUGAGGUAAGGGUAUUUGACCCCGAGCGGUCGCGGAGGACGGCGCGGGCAAGGAUAGCAAGAGCGGCGAAUGUUACGAGCCAAGUUGAUGGACGCACACAUUAUAAUGAGUUAUGA